Colletotrichum costaricense is the source of this 1728-nucleotide messenger RNA. Its product is annotated as acetyl-CoA transporter 1. Gene Ontology annotation, cellular component: membrane. Lineage: Eukaryota; Fungi; Ascomycota; Sordariomycetes; Glomerellales; Glomerellaceae. The coding region runs from base 1 to 1728 and encodes 575 amino acids. The transcript has 2 exons. Gene Ontology annotation, molecular function: acetyl-CoA transmembrane transporter activity. The record is from RefSeq and is a predicted model, not a curated record.
AUGAGCGUCCGAACACGCCGAAACAAGUCCGUCAAGCGAAAAGCUUUGGCUGAUUUAGCUGUAGACACAGACGGCACGAACGGUAACGCCAACGGCGGGAUGAACCAGAACAACGUUGAGUUCCGGCGGAAGGCGACGACUCCCGGCUCCGACACCGUGACCGCGAACCUGAUGUCGCGCGAAUCCUUCACCCUCGACGACCCCGUCCCGAAGACACCCAUCGCCAAUAAUCAUGGCUUCUUCGAGUUGCCGUUGCAGGAUCAGAGGAAUUUCCUCCUGCUGGUGCUCCUGUACUUCCUACAGGGUGUGCCCAUGGGUCUCGCGGGUGGUUCGGUUCCCUUCCUAAUGAAGGACCACAUGUCGUACAGCGAGAUCGGAAUCUUUAGUCUAGCUUCAUACCCAUACUCGCUGAAGCUUCUCUGGAGUCCCAUCGUUGACGCGGUUUGGAGUCCCAAGGUUGGACGCAGAAAGAGCUGGAUUCUUCCCAUUCAGCUGCUUUCAGGACUGGGUAUGCUCUGGCUCGGGUCUACUGUCGAGAACAUGAUGGCCAACACCGGCAAGCCCGGAGGUCCUACCGUGUGGAACUUCACCGGCUGGUGGUUCUUCCUCGUCUUUAUGUGCGCCACGCAAGAUAUCGCCGUAGACGGCUGGGCUUUGACUCUCCUGACGCCCGGCAAUGUGUCGUAUGCAUCCACUGCACAGACCGUCGGUCUCACUGCCGGCCACUUCCUAUCCUACACGGUGUUCUUGGCCUUCAACUCCAAGGACUUUGCAAACCGCUACUUCCGCAGCUCUCCCCUGGAUCACGGUCUCAUGUCGCUUGGCGGAUAUCUGACUUUCUGGGGCUGGGCGUACAUUGCCAUCACCAUUGGGCUCUCUCUCUUCAAGCGUGAGGAGAGAACCAAGAAUGAGGAUGGCAUUUGGGAUGUGUACAAGAUCAUGUGGGGUGUUCUCAAGUUGAAGAAUAUCCAGACCAUUAUCAUUGUUCAUCUCAUUGCUAAGAUUGGCUUUCAGGCCAAUGACGCAGUCACCAACCUGAAGCUCAUUGACAAGGGAUUCGGUCAGGAGAACAUGGCCCUGACGGUCCUCAUCGAUUUCCCUUUUGAAAUCGCGCUUGGCUACUACGCUGGCAAGUGGUCUCAGGAAUACACUCCUAUGCGCCUAUGGUGCUGGGGCUUCAUGGGCCGCCUCGUUGCUGCUCUGAUCGCCCAGUUCACCGUCACCAUUUUCCCGGCCGGCGGCGUUACUCCUUGGUACAUGCUGGUCGUCAUUGGCGAACACGUCUUCUCGACCUUUACAAACACGGUCAUGUUUGUCGCCGUCUCUGCUUUCCACGCUAGAAUCGCAGACCCUGUCAUCGGCGGUACCUACAUGACUCUCUUGGCUACCGUCUGUAAUCUUGGCGGCACGUUCCCGCGCUUCUUCGUCUUGCGUCUGGUCGACUACUUCACCGUCGCGACCUGCAAACCUGGCAACCCCGCGGAUCUGAACGCCCUGAAGGGCCCUGUCAUCACCGACCCCUUCUCUUGCUCCCUGCAGCCAGACAAGGAGAAGUGUGUCAACGGUGGCGGCACGUGUGAGAUGGUGCGUGACGGAUACUACUUUGUCAACAUCAUCUGCGUCGUCUUUGGCGUGGUGACGUUCAUGCUCUACAUCCGACCUAGAGUUCUGCAUCUGCAGUCACUCCCCAUGAGAGCCUGGCGUUUGGCGCCGUCGACGUCUAAAUAA